Messenger RNA from Harpegnathos saltator (Jerdon's jumping ant), 1102 nucleotides. Its product is annotated as histone-lysine N-methyltransferase SETMAR-like. Gene Ontology annotation, molecular function: single-stranded DNA endonuclease activity; single-stranded DNA binding; double-stranded DNA binding. The coding region runs from base 151 to 960 and encodes 269 amino acids. The transcript is spliced from 2 exons. Gene Ontology annotation, cellular component: nucleus; condensed chromosome; site of double-strand break. The record is from RefSeq and is a predicted model, not a curated record. Lineage: Eukaryota; Metazoa; Arthropoda; Insecta; Hymenoptera; Formicidae. Gene Ontology annotation, biological process: replication fork processing; mitotic DNA integrity checkpoint signaling; DNA integration.
UAAAAGAUGUCAAAAUAAGGUGAUAUCGUCCAUCCCUACUUUGAACACGUUAACUGUUUAUAAAUAGAAAUUUGGUUUGAUCAGUUGUCUCAAAGUGAAAUUGAAGAUCAGCCACGUUCUGGUCGGCCCUCUGGCAUUAACGAUGACAUUAUGCGAAAUUUAGUGGAUACUAAUUCAAGAAUUUCAACACAAGAGGUUGCCGAGAGGUUAAACGUCGACAGAUCGACAGCAUUUCGACAUUUAAAAAAACUCGGAUACGGUUUAAAACUCGAUGUUUGGGUGCCACUUAAUCUAACGGAAAAGAAUAAAAUGGAUCGAGUCUUUACAGCCAAUUGUUUGCUUGACCGACUAAAAACCGAUCCAUUUCUAGAUCGAUUAGUGACAGGAGGCGAAAAGUGGAUCCAAUAUGACAACGUAGAACGGAAACGAACUUGGAAACAAACGAAUGAAAGCGAUCAACCCUUGCCACAAACCGGCUUGCAUCCUCAAAAAGCUAUAUUGUUUGUAUGGUGGGAUUGCAAAGGUAUAAUCUUUUAUGAACUGCUCCUUAUUAGUGAAGCGAUCAAUUUUGAUAAAUAUUGUCAACAAUUGGACAAUUUGAAGAAAGCAAUUAAAGAAAAACGACCGAUUCUGGCCAAACAGAAAAACAUUGUCUUCCAUUAUGACAAUACUAGACCUCACACUUCGAUGCAAAUACAGUGCAAACUCAAGGAGCUAAAGUGGGAUCUUUUGUUACAUCCGCCCUAUUCUCCUGACAUUGUUCCAUCAGAUUAUCAUUUGUUUCGAUCGUUGCAAAAGAGUUUAAACAAUAGGAAAUUCACCUCUUUUCACAAUCUACAAAACUAUAUUUCUUCAUUCUUUGAUGAAAAGCCAGCUACCUUUUAUGAAAAGGGCAUACAAAUGCUGCCAGACCAGUGGCGAAAGAUAGUAGAAAACAAUGGUAAUUACUUAAUAGAAUAGAUAAAUUGUUUUUGAUAAAAUUAUUUAGUCCAUUUUUAUAUUAGGAAAUUAAACCUCUUGCAUUCACCCAAUAUUAUAAUUUGAGAGAAUUAUAUAAUUUUAACCAUAAUUAUAUAAUUUAGACUGUAAUAAGAACAUUGAU